Messenger RNA from Phalaenopsis equestris, 937 nucleotides. Its product is annotated as ADP-ribosylation factor-like protein 8c. Bases 128 to 682 code for a protein of 184 amino acids. The record is from RefSeq and is a predicted model, not a curated record. Gene Ontology annotation, molecular function: GTP binding; GTPase activity. Gene Ontology annotation, biological process: protein transport. The transcript has 6 exons. NCBI's taxonomy places the organism in Eukaryota, Viridiplantae, Streptophyta, Magnoliopsida, Asparagales, Orchidaceae.
AGUCUCUCUCUCUCUCUGUCGCUACGUGGGUUAGCUUGCUCGCAGCGGUUUCUGAUUUCUCUGUCAUCGUCUUGGCUUGCGUUCAGCUCGGGUUUCCGAUCUCUCUGUCAUCGUCUUGGCACUAGAGAUGGGUAUUUGGGACUCGUUCCUAAAUUGGCUUCGAAGCUUGUUCUUCAAGCAGGAAAUGGAACUCUCACUUAUUGGACUUCAGAAUGCAGGAAAAACUUCGCUUGUUAAUGCUAUUUCAACAGGUGGCUACAGUGAAGACAUGAUUCCAACUGUGGGUUUUAACAUGCGCAAAGUGACGAAGGGCAAUGUGACCAUAAAGCUCUGGGACCUUGGAGGUCAACAGAGGUUUCGCACCAUGUGGGAACGGUAUUGUCGUGGAGUAUCUGCAAUCAUAUAUGUCGUCGAUGCCGCUGAUCGUGAUAGCAUUCCUAUAGCCAGAAGCGAGCUGCAUGACCUGCUGAUUAAGCCUUCACUGAGUGGAAUUCCUCUCCUUGUUCUUGGAAAUAAGAUUGACAAAUCAGAAGCUAUUUUCAAGCAGGCAUUAGUUGAGCAGAUGGGGCUUGAGCUUAUAAAAGACAGGGAGGUUUGCUGCUACAUGAUCUCAUGCAAGGAGUCAACCAACAUAGAUGUUGUCAUGGACUGGCUUAUAAAACAUUCAAGGUCUGCAAGAUGAUAUAAUAAUUUACAUAUGUGCCACUUUUCCCCUUCGGUAAAUCAUAAAAGGGGCAGCAAAUUGUGAGGUAAACUAUCCAUUUUUAGUAAUUCUGUCAUGCUUUUCUGUUCAUGUAAAUAAUCAUGAUCUUCUAUAAAAUCCUUCCCCAUUACCUCUUUAUUUAUAUAUUUUUUGACUGUAAACAGUAAACAUAUUGAUAGGAUGUUUUGUUUUUUGUGAAAUUUGCAUUCAUACCAAACAUUUCUCAUGUAUUUA